This is a messenger RNA of Porites lobata, 564 nucleotides long. NCBI's taxonomy places the organism in Eukaryota, Metazoa, Cnidaria, Anthozoa, Scleractinia, Poritidae. The record is from the annotation of a GenBank genome assembly.
AUGCAAGUUCAAGGAUACAGCUUUUUUUAUGGACUUUGUGCAAUGAACAAUGCAAUAGGGAUUUCCAAUCAUGGGCCUCCCGUGUUUGAUGGGUGUGAUCUUGAUUUGGCAGCAGAUGUAAUGUGCUUAAAACAGAUUUGUGAAAUUAGCAGUGGGUUUUCCGCACCAUCAGAGCCUAUGAGCUGCCUUGACGGAGAUUACAGCAUUUUAGCAAUGGAAGAGGCAGCAAACCGUAAGAACUAUACGUUCCAAAGAGUAGAUGUUCCCUUAAAAGCACUAGUCGAUGGAGCAGUAAUUCAAUCCCUUGAUCUUAGCAGUCUACAUGAAUUUUACUCCCUUGUUCUGGGAUUGUUCAGGACGGAUGAGAAACCAGCACUUAUUGUGAGGACACAGAAGUAUCAUUUUGUAACGGUGCUCUUCAAGCAAGACUCAAUUGUAUUUCUUGAUAGCCGGCGGACAUCUGCUGUUCAAAUGUCCAUCAGAGACGGCCUUGGUUUCAUUCAGAGCGAAGACUCUCAGAACCCAGACUUUGCUGCUGUUAACCUUCAAGGACCUGGAAUUUAG